This is a messenger RNA of Coffea arabica (coffee), 2454 nucleotides long. RefSeq lists its product as uncharacterized. The record is from RefSeq and is a predicted model, not a curated record. NCBI's taxonomy places the organism in Eukaryota, Viridiplantae, Streptophyta, Magnoliopsida, Gentianales, Rubiaceae.
GAACGGUUCCCCAUAAACUGUUCGAAUAAAUGCGCGCCUCUUCGCUUUCCCGCGCUGUCGUUGCCUAUAAAUAGGAUCCUCCAAGCGUCAUUUUCACUCUCCUUCUCUCAUUUCCUCAGUUCGCUCCUUCAAUCCCUAGCUCGCUGCUUCAUCCUUUUCUCUUCGAGAACACGUCGGGUCGCCCCGCCCUAGGAGCCCAGAAUCAGCCCGCGCAUUCCUUAGGUCAUCCUUUCACCAGUAAGUCCCCCUUUCCUUUUUAUGUCUUCUUACAGUUCUGAUAGUUCUGACGUCACCAGUUCAACCCAUAGGCAUAGAGCAGCUAGCCCCAUACUCUUAGAUAGCAGCUCUUUAGAUUCCUUUAGCUCUUCUCCUUCUAUUUCCUUUGGACCGAGACCAGUAGCCUCUCCUAACCUGUCCCCUGUUAGAGUAAUGAGCCCAGCCGAGCGACCUGCCCAGCCUCUAGUCGGAGCAGCUGAUCAGGCAGCUCCGGGUCAGAUGGCAGCGGGGACCUCGAGGGGGCCAAGUGGCGACUUCGGAGAGGUCGACACUAUUCCCCCAGCCUUGGAGCAAAAAGAUGUUGACGAGCUGGCGGAAAAAUAUGAAAUCCCAGCCCAAUUCGAGCCCAGGGCCGCGCAUCCAGGGGAGGUUGCCAGCCGACCUCCCACUGGUUUCGUGGCGAUCUACAGGGACCAGCUAAUGGCUGGCCUCCGUCUGCCCAUCCCCAACUUCCUCUUCUUCAUUCUUACCUUCUGGGGUAUUCGCAUAACCCAGGUCAUCCCCAACGCUGUUCGCUCUAUCAUAGGCUUCUUCAUCCUUUGCCGAACACUCGAAAUUUCCUUUUCUCUCGACCUGUUCCGUGCCUUCUUCCAGAUGAAGGUCAGCGGGAAGGUGCCUGGGUGGUUCUACUUUGCCCGCCGAAGUGGAGCAAAAACCCCCACCCGCGAGCUGUUCACGGGGGCACCUUCCUCUAUCAAGGACUGGAAGCCUCAGUUCUUUUUCGUGAAGAACCUAGGUUUUCCUCCCCUUACUUGGAGAGCAGAGACUCAAGUCUCAGAUCCCCUUCCAUCCCUGCUCCCCGUGUCCGAGCUUAGCCGCCUACUCAGCUCGGACGUGAAGCUGGACGUGAAAGAGUUCAGCAAUGACCAGCUUUGGGCGGCGGGGUUGAUCCGAGCUAGCUCCUCGGAUCCCUCGCCAGAGGACAGGCCACUCACCCCGGGCGAGCUGGACACCUUGAAGCGGUUUUCCUCACUUCUGUCCAUCGGUGGUACUACCAACCCAGGCGCUACCACUCAGAGUCCCUCGGCCAUUCCAGCCAGCUCGGUGCCAGCUCCCAUACCUCAGCCAGCUCCCGCCCAAUCCUCCAAGGCGGUUGAGGCUGGAAAGAAAAAGAAAAAGAAGACAACUGCUAAGAGAGCCAGGGUGGAGACGCCCUCGUCCCCAGCUAGGGAGGAGAGGUCAACACCUGAGCCUGCCCAAGGCGGCCACUACGGCGUGACCACCGCCGAAGAGCAAGCCAGAGCUGAAGCUCCCCCUAACCUGUGGCAACGCCAGAGCUCCCUGCUCUUCGACCCCCAGACUCGGUUGACGACGCACCAGCACCCCAUGCACUUCUGCCCCCAGUGGAAGCUAUCCAUAAAUGACCGGGCUCAGUUCCCCGAGGUGGCGCGGGAGCUCGCUCACGGGGCCAUCCUCCCACGGGACUACAAUUUGACCAAGGCCAUGGAGUCAUCCGACCUCCUCAACUACUUCUACACGGGAACGGCUCAGGUGAACCUGGUUGGGUCCGAACUGGCCAAGCGCUACGAAAGCCUGCUCCCCCUGUUGAAUGAAACAAAGGCGGCCAACGAGAAACUGCUCAGCCAGAACGAAGCAGCUGUGGCCGAAGCUGAAGGCCUGAAGAAGCAACUCGCGCAGGUCCAUACAAACUUCGAGCUAGAGCUGAAGAAAAAUUCCGAGCUGACCUCCCAGCUGAAAGAGGAGCAGCAGAAGGCAGCCGAGCUGGCGGCUCAGGCGGAAGCGGCCAGGGCUGAGGGAGGCCAGGAGGGCGUGCGGGCCUUCCUCAGGUCGGAUGACUUCAGGGGCGAUCUGGCUAUCUUAAACACCCCCGUUCUGCAACAUGGGUAUUCCCAAGCCCUGAAGGAAGUGCAAGGGCUAGGUCUGCCCGGGUUCGACCUGGGAAACUUUCCCAGCUACAAUCCCCGGGCCGUGGAGCAGAUCGACCGCUUGGUAGAGGGUUACACUCAUGGACGGAAAUUGACCGACCUGGUCGCUGACCCCCUGCUGCCAGUGACCACCCCCGAAUCCGAGCAGGAGGAGGAGGAGGGGGAGAACUAGAGUAAGACUUAGGAUAGGACCCGAACUGUCAGUAGGCAAUUCGUUUUGUAUGAGCUCUGUUCUUCCUUGUACAGUUUUUAUUGAAUGAAAUGAAAAGCCUUCCUCUUGCUUUAUACUUAA